This is a messenger RNA of Mastomys coucha (southern multimammate mouse), 1745 nucleotides long. RefSeq names its product coiled-coil domain containing 166 (gene Ccdc166). Bases 259 to 1623 code for a protein of 454 amino acids. The transcript is spliced from 2 exons. The record is from RefSeq and is a predicted model, not a curated record. NCBI's taxonomy places the organism in Eukaryota, Metazoa, Chordata, Mammalia, Rodentia, Muridae.
CAACAUUCCUAGAGCUUUCGCACCAGGAUGCGAAAGCUGUGGUCCGGAGGGAAACGCUCAUAUACAGAUUGGCCACGGUGCUCUCCGAUUCUUAAUCCUGCCUGCUCUGAACUUCAUACACUGAAGUCACGUCCCUGAACCUACGGUGUAGUUCUCCAUCAUUUUCGGGUUAAGGAGAGGGGCAGGUGGAGUAACUGAGCUGGGGGAGCGGGUGGAGCACAGUGCUCUCAUGAGUCCAGUUAGCUUGGGCCUCAAGCCAUGGCGCCCAAGAAGAAGCGCGGACAAAACGCCGGGCGCAAGCAGGAAGGUGGGGAACAACCGCUCUCCGAGCGCGUGCAGUACUUGCAGCGCGAGUACACGAUGCUCUCGGAGAGCCUGGUGGACUGCGAGCAGCGGAUCGACCAGCUGCUGCAGAACAACGCCUUCCUGAACAGCGAGGCGCAGCGCCUGCGCGAAGAGACCCGGCUCUUCGCCGGCUACGUGAGCGCGCACGCUCUGCGCUGCGCCAACACCGUCGUGCGCCUCGAGGACCAGAACCGCAUAGACCUCGCGCAGAUCCGGUGGCAGCGAGCGGAGCUGGCGUCCUUCUACCAUAACCGGGAGAACGGGGUGCGCACGCAGCUGCAGGACAUGAAGAAGCGCGCAGAGACUAUGACGCAGCAGGUGCAGGAGCUUCAGCCCUACAAGGAGCUGCAGCUGGAGCAGCUGGCGCGAAUCCGGACCCUGGAGCGCGAGCUGCUGCACAUGCGCGUGGAGCACACGCAGCUCCUCCACCAGGUGAAGCGCCAGUUCCUGGAUGACAAGUCGGCUUUCCAGAGGGAGGCGCGGCUGCACGUGCAGUCCCUGACGCGACGCGCCGAGCGAGAGGCAGCGCGUUCCCUCAUUUCCCACGCACAGGCCCUCAAGGCAGACAAUGGGCGUCUGCGACAGGAACUCAUGAGGCUUCUCCAGAGGACCCAGUUACUGCAGGACAUGCGACAGCAGCUGCUGGAGCAGCGGGAGCAGCUGCGCGGGGAGCACGUGGACAUACAGAACCUGGACCAAAUGCACGGCUGGUUGCACAGGGGUCCCGGGGGGCCACCACUCUGGCAGCCACCCGAAAGCCACCAACCCAGCUUGCGCAUCGGGUCAAUUGCCACUGUGCCGGACUCAAGCUAUCCAGUUUUAAGAGCCCAGGCUACGCCCCAAUCACUUCCGGUCUCUCGGGGCCCAUCCAUGGAUCAUUCACACCGACCCUCCAAGACUCCAUCUAUAUUGUCCAGUGAGUCUUUUCUGGGCUGGUCUCCGAAGGCUGAGUCUUUAAUUGCUCCCUGGAGUUCAUCACAUUCAGGAUCUCAAGUCCCAUCUCUGACUCAAUCGCACAGGGGCUCUCGGGUCUCCUCUGUGAUCCCAUCACGCAAGGGCUCCAGGGUUCCAUCCAUGACCUCAGGUACCUUGCGCUCGCGUGAGGGCUCUGGGUUCUCUCCACGGAGCUCCUUGCGUGAGGUCUCUCCAGAAAAAGACACAACUGCAAAGUCCAGCUCCAAGCUUCUCUCAGUCAUGUCAGAAGAUCAGAUCCCUCUCAGCCCACAGUUGGAAGGGACAGAAAACACUGAAGAUGACACAGAAACUGUCCUGGAGUAAGCCUGAACUCCCACGAGGGGGCCGGUCAGUAGGGCAUGGUGUAGAGAGACAUACUUUGGAAGAUUUCUUAGUGCAUAGAUAUGUUAAUAAAAGUGCAAAAUAAACUGUGCGAUGCGCUGGCA